Molecule: messenger RNA, 1215 nt
Organism: Periophthalmus magnuspinnatus
Lineage: Eukaryota; Metazoa; Chordata; Actinopteri; Gobiiformes; Gobiidae
Gene: endou
Product: endonuclease, polyU-specific
Exons: 9
Coding region: 17-1162 (381 amino acids)
Biological process (GO): immune response
Molecular function (GO): RNA endonuclease activity; scavenger receptor activity; polysaccharide binding
Source: RefSeq, a predicted model, not a curated record
UUCACAGGGAGGAAUCAUGAAGUUUAUCACGGCUCUGGUUCUGUGGGUGGCUCUAUUCACUCGGGGACACACUAAUUCCCUGGACUCCUGCGUGGGGCGCUGUGGCUACGGUACAGACAGUGACUUCACCUGUCAGUGUAACCCGUCAUGUGAGAAAUACGGCGACUGCUGCUCCGACUACGUACAAGUCUGCAAAUCGUCCUCGUCUUGUAAAAAUCGCUGUGAUGAAACUUACAAUUCCCAGAAUGAAUGUCACUGUAACUCCAAGUGCAGCCAGUACAACAACUGCUGUGAGGACUACGACCAAGUGUGUGGAGGCGGGGGCAGCGUGGUGUCGGACGCUGACAUUAAGUCCAUCUCGCAGGUUCUUUUCACUCUGGACUCAAACAAAGCGUCUGCGUCUCAGCUGAUCCUCGAGCCUCAGACGUUGAUCCCAGACUCACAGACGAGCGCCCAGACUGACCACGCCCCCAAACCUCUGUUCCGUUACCUGGACGAGGGGACGCUGUUCUCCAGACCCACCUACGCCGCCCUGCUGGCCGUGCUGGAUAACUACAGGAGGAUGACGGGGCAGACGGAGGCGUUCACACAGCAGCAGCUUCAGGAGCAGGAGCACUUUGUGAGAGAGACCAUGUCCAACACUGAAGUGGGCAGAGAGCUCUUCGCUUUCCUCUAUACUAAAGGAGUGUACUCGUCUGAGGAGGAGUUUCUUCAGGACUUAAAGAUGAUGUGGUUUGGCCUUUACUCUCGCAGUAAUGGACAGCUGGACUCCAGUGGCUUUGAGCACAUCUUUGCAGGUGAGGUGAAGGGGGGAAAAGUGUCUGGUUUCCAUAACUGGAUCCAGUUUUAUCUUCUGGAGAAAAGAGGACAGCUCAACUACUACAGCCACAGCUUCAACGGGCCGUGGACUUCAUACCCGGACGUGUUGGGGAUGCAGUUUAAUUGGGAUGGGUACUACAAACAGGUGGGCUCUGCUGUGAUCGGCUGCAGUCCUGAGUUUGACUUCGCCCUGUACAGUCUCUGUUACAUCACACGGCCUGGAAAAAUGUGUAGACUGAGUUUGGGAGGGAAGGAGCUCCGGAUCCAGACUUACACUUGGGACAAAACCACCUACGGAGACGGCAAAAAGUACAUCGGAUCUGCAUUCCCGGCCACGCCCUGAACAGCCAAUCAUGUGCAACCAUAUUCAGUCACGCCCCUUCAACAACCAAUCAC